GCAACAAGAGUAUCUUGGAGAGCAGACCAUGCCCUUCUUCUUCCUAUAAUUCCGUGCCCCUUCUCGUGCCGCAAGUCCGAUCAAUUCAUCAAACUAGCUAACAAUGAAUUCUUGGUUCACCAUCUCCCUCUCUCUCUCUUUCUUCUUCUUCUUCUUUAUCAAAAUUUUCCGAACUGAAGCUGCACCCAAUUAUCUAGUUCAUGUUUGCCCAAACACCACCCUCUUCACUCCCAAUUCCACCUACCAGUCCAACCUCGACACCCUCCUCUCUUCCCUCUCCUCUGCCGCCACCAACAGCACCACCGGCUUCGCCAACGCCACCGCCGGCCAAAACCCUCCCGACCGGGCCUACGGGCUCUUCCUAUGCCGCGGCGACGUCAACACUGCAACGUGCAGCGACUGCGUGGCCACCGGAAAACAGGAAAUUCUCCAAAGAUGCCCCAACCAGCGAGUCUCCGUGAUCUGGUAUGACGAGUGCAUGUUGCGGUACUCGAACCAGUCCAUCUCCUCGGCCAUGGAGCAAUCGCCGGCUCGCAUUUUGUACAACACCGGCAACGUCACCGACACAACCCGGUUCAUGGAUCUCCUGGGACAAACCCUGAACGACGCCGCCACAAGGGCUUCAGCUGGCGGGUCAGAGAGGAAGGUCGCGGUGGCGGAGGCGAACUUCACGAGCUUGCAGAGGCUGUACGCAUUCGCGCAGUGCACGCCGGACUUGACGGCGUCAGACUGUGGCACAUGCCUCCAAUUUGGGAUCGCUAAUCUGCCUCAGGGGAAGCAAGGCGGGAGGUUGCUCACUCCGAGCUGCAACGUCAGGUAUGAGUUCUACCCCUUUUAUAACGCCACCGUUCUGCAGGCACCAGCUUCUCCGCCUCCCGCUCCGUCACCUCCGCCUCCCUCUCCGUCACCUCCGCCUAAAGGCAAAAGCAAUAAAACUACUGUGAUAAUCAUUGCCGUCGCCGUUCCUGUUGGCGUGGGCGUGGUGCUUCUCUUCCUCGCUUGUUGUUUCAAGCAGAGGAAAGCAACCAGGACGUACGAAGCCGUCCAAGAAGGUCAAAGCGGUGUAGAUGACAUUACAAAUGCCGAGUCCUUGCAGUAUCAUUUAGCCACCAUACAGGCCGCCACUGACAAUUUCUCUCACCAAAACAAGUUGGGUGAGGGCGGAUUUGGGGAAGUUUUCCAGGGUAGCCUUCCUAAUGGACAACAAAUAGCCGUGAAGAGACUAUCUCAAGGCUCGGGACAGGGUGCUGAAGAAUUUAAGAACGAAGUCAUACUAGUAGCGAAGCUUCAACAUCGAAACCUUGUGCGACUGCUUGGGUUCUGCUUGGAGGGUGAAGAAAAACUGCUUGUCUAUGAGUUUGUGCCGAACAAAAGUCUCGACUACUUUUUAUUUGAUCCUGAAAAGAGCAAGCAAUUGGAUUGGUCAAGACGUUAUAAAAUAGUAUGUGGGAUUGCUCGGGGAAUGCUCUAUUUACAUGAGGACUCUCGACUUCGGAUCAUUCAUCGUGAUCUAAAAGCAAGCAAUAUCUUGUUGGACAGUGAACUGAACCCGAAGAUUUCAGAUUUCGGCAUGGCAAGGAUUUUUGGAGUCGAUCAAACACAGGCAAACACCAAUAAAAUUGUGGGGACUUUUGGUUACAUGUCACCUGAGUAUGCAAUGCAUGGGCAGUUCUCUGUGAAGUCCGAUGUCUAUAGUUUCGGUGUUUUACUGCUAGAGCUCAUUAGUGGUAAGAAGAAUAGUUUCUUCUACCAAGGAGACGGGGGAGAAGAUCUUGCUAGCUAUGCCUGGAAAAAUUGGAGAGAUGGUACGCCGUUGGAAGUGUUGGAUCCAGUCAUUGGAGACUCGUAUUCAAGGAAUGAAGUUCUUAGAUGCCUCCACAUUGGUUUACUAUGUGUUCAGGAAGAUCCAAUGGAUAGACCCACGAUGGCAAACAUAGUCCUUAUGUUGAGCAGCUACUCUGUUUCUCUUGCACUGCCCCAACAACCGGCCUUCUUCCUCCGGAGUAGGACAGAGGGACCAAUGAAAGAGCAUGAAUCGGAUCAAUCCACUAGCAGGUCUAUGCCAUUGUCGACCAAUGAGAUGUCGGUCACCGAACUUUACCCCCGGUGAACAGUGAUGUGAGUGGAAAUCAUUCUACACGAUAGUCUCACAGAGACCUUGAUCAUAAAAGCCUUGGCAUUCCACUGAGAUCGUUACUGAACAAUGAGCAAACACCUUUGUCGCUUACAUCUAAAGGUACAAAGUGUCUUCUCUUUGAGGCCAAUGUUGUUUUGAUCCACUAGGCAUGGUAGGCUGUUUACAUUAACAUAUAUAUGUGUGUGGCCUUAUUGGAUCAAGGAAUAUAAGUUCUUCCUUGUCUGAAGAAAUAAUUAAUUGAAACGACUGGAGUUUCAUCAA
This is a messenger RNA of Syzygium oleosum, 2398 nucleotides long. RefSeq names its product cysteine-rich receptor-like protein kinase 10. The coding region runs from base 104 to 2110 and encodes 668 amino acids. NCBI's taxonomy places the organism in Eukaryota, Viridiplantae, Streptophyta, Magnoliopsida, Myrtales, Myrtaceae. Gene Ontology annotation, biological process: protein phosphorylation. The record is from RefSeq and is a predicted model, not a curated record. The transcript has 7 exons. Gene Ontology annotation, molecular function: ATP binding; protein kinase activity.